Messenger RNA from Nicotiana attenuata, 916 nucleotides. RefSeq names its product syntaxin-112-like. Gene Ontology annotation, cellular component: plasma membrane; endomembrane system; SNARE complex. Gene Ontology annotation, biological process: exocytosis; intracellular protein transport; vesicle fusion. The record is from RefSeq and is a predicted model, not a curated record. NCBI's taxonomy places the organism in Eukaryota, Viridiplantae, Streptophyta, Magnoliopsida, Solanales, Solanaceae. Gene Ontology annotation, molecular function: SNAP receptor activity; SNARE binding. The transcript has a single exon. The coding region runs from base 11 to 916 and encodes 301 amino acids.
UGCAGUGAAAAUGAACGAUCUCAUGACAAAUUCGUUCUUAAAUUAUACGGAAUUGAAGAAACAGGUCAACUUGGAUGUUGAAGCAGAGAGGGAUUUGGAGAAAGGCCAAUUACAACUCAGUCCCACAGAUGAAAACAAUCUCUCCCAGUUCUUUCUUGAAGUGCAGGCAAUAAAGGAUGACAUUGAAGAGAUUACUAAUCUCUUAAUUGAUCUUCAAAAUCUGAAUGAAGAAACAAAGACCACUCAUAGUUCUAAAGUUCUUCGCGGGCUAAGAGAUAGAAUGGACUCAGAUAUGGUUGCUGUUUUGAGGAAAGCCAAGAUUGUCAAGGCAAAACUUGAAGCACUUGAAAAAUUAAAUGUAGCGAGUCGCAAAUUAUCAGUGGCGUAUGCUGAAGGUACUGCAGUUGAUCGAACAAGAAUCGCCAUGACUAAUGGAUUGAGAUUCAAGCUUAGGCAAAUCAUGAAUGAUUUUCAGGUUUUGAGGGAGAGAAUCAUGUUGGAUUACAAAGAGUGUCUCAAAAGAAGGUACUAUAAUGCAACAGGUCAGGUGGCAACAGAAGAAGUGAUUGAGAAGAUGGUUUCAGGAGGAAAUGUUAAAGUUGAAAUAUUUGAAGAAAGGACAGAACUGAAUCUUGAGAACCAAGAAAGAUAUGAGGCAGUAAUGAACAUUCAGAAAAGUUUGGACAAGCUUCAUCAAGUGUUUCUUGAUAUGGCUGUUCUUGUUGAGGCACAAGGUGAAAAGAUCGACGAUAUUGAGCAUAAUAUGGCUGCUGCUAGAAGCUUUGUAAGUGGAGGAACUAACAGUCUUUUCUAUGCUAAGCAGAUGAAGAAAAAGGGAAAGAUGUGGAUAUGUUGGGUAUUGGCUGUGGGAUUGAUUAUCUUGCUGGUUUGCUUUGUUUCAAUAUUGACCACUUGA